AUGAAAUUGGUUGAUAUUCUAUUCGUACUGGCUGUAGCAACAACCGCCAAUGCAAUAUUGAUACCGAUUGAUAAUAAUGGUUCACUCCAAACAUCAAGAACUUUGAGUCAAGUGUCUGGCCCAACUGAUGAACCUAAUCCAGGCACUUCCAAUGAAUACCAGCAAGAACCAGUGGAUUUGAGUCUUCCCGGCCGGAUCCGGCAACAACCAAUGGAUCAACCUAAUCCAAAUACUCCCGGUCCAAACCAGCGACCAACUGUGAUUGUAUUUGGUCCAAAUAUUCUCAAACAAGGCAGGAAACGCAUAAUUGAACAACCCAGUUCAAGCACUCCCAGUCAAGUUCCUGACCCAAUUGAUCAAGUCGGUCCAAACACUUUUGACAAAUACCAACAACAACCAGGUGAUAAAACCAGUUCAGGUAUUCCCGAUCAAACUCAGCAACACCUAAUGGAUGCAACUGAUUUAAAUAUUUUCGACAAAGAUCAGCAACAGCCGAUUGAUCAACCCAGUCAAAGCACUCCCAAACAAAGUCGGAAACGGCCGAUUGGUGAUUCCAGUCCAAGUGGUGCUCCAAAACGAGAUCGAAAACAACCGAUUGAUCAACCCGAUCCAAGUACUUCUGACGAAUACUGGAAACCACUAUUUGAUAUAAUUAAUCCAAAUAUUCCCAGUCAAGACCCAGUUGAUGAACCCAGUCCAAGUACUUCUGGCAAAUAUUGGGGACCACUAUUUGUUAUAAUUAAUCCAAGCACUUCCAGUCAAGACCAACAACAACCAAUGGGACAAGGCGAGUCUGCUAAUACUGUUUCAAAUCAAAUAGCUGGAUUAAGUGAACAAUAUCAAAGAACCUAUAGUCUUAUAAAACAAAGGCUUAAAUUGUCUAAAAAAAUACAAAACAACAAAUGGCAAGAAUAUCGUAGGUAUGUAGACCUUGAAUUCGAACAACAAAUGACGUUAGCAAUGGGCAAAGAAAUAUCUGGAUCAAGAUACGAUCCAAACGUUCAAAAGCAAUUGAAACAAGAGUAUAGAGAUGCAAGCAAAAGAGUACACAGUGUUAAAAAACAAUUGAGACAGUUUAUGAAAAGGCGUGGUUUGAAAUUUCAAGAACCGGAUUCGGAUUGA
This is a messenger RNA of Batrachochytrium dendrobatidis JAM81, 1122 nucleotides long. RefSeq lists its product as uncharacterized. The transcript has a single exon. The coding region runs from base 1 to 1122 and encodes 373 amino acids. NCBI's taxonomy places the organism in Eukaryota, Fungi, Chytridiomycota, Chytridiomycetes, Rhizophydiales. The record is from RefSeq and is a predicted model, not a curated record.